AUGGAUCUCUGUUAUGAGGCUUUGAAUGGAUCCUGUGGGAAGUAUGUGCAACCGAACAGUGUCCACGUUCCAAAGCUCAUCGCUGUGAUGUUGAUCACUUUUUUGACUGUCAUUGGGAAUUUACUGGUCAUCAUCUCCAUAGGGCAUUUCAAGCAACUCUACACACCAACAAACCAGCUGAUUUUGUCUCUCGCUCUGUGUGACUUUCUGCUCGGGAUGUUUAUAAUGCCAUUGAGUGCCGUUCGUUCCAUUCAGGGCUGUUGGUACUUUGGUGAUUUCUUGUGCAAGUUACACACAUGCGUUGACAUUACUCUCAGCACCUCUUCGAUUUUCCAUCUUGUGAGUGUGUCGGCUGAGCGCUGUUGCGCCGUGUGCGGCCCUUUAACGUAUCAUUCCCGCAUCAGUUUUCCAACUGUGCUGUUUAUGAUCUUUACCAGCUGGCUAAUCCCUGCCAUAUUCGCUUAUGCGAUUAUCUUCUUUGAGCUCAACCUCCAGGGUGCCAAGGACUUCUACGAAACACAUGUACAAUGUGUGGGAGGGUGCCACGUCUUCUUUAGUCACGGUCCGGCAGUGGUCACCUCCCUGGUUUCUUUCUACAUCCCUAGCUUCAUUAUUCUUGGGAUCUAUUCUAGAAUCUACAUGGUGGCCCAAAACCAAGCGAGAUCUAUUAAUCAUCAACUGAACCAGUUUAGGAGAAGUUAUCCAUCAGGAAGCAUGCAACGUCGGGCACUGAAGGCUACAAUAACGAUUGCUAUCGUGGUUGGAGUUUUCCUGGUUUGCUGGACUCCCUUUUUCCUCUGUAACAUCCUGAAUCCUUUUAUUGGCUACACAACACCCCCGAUGCUGAUUGAUGCACUUGUUUGGUUUGGCUAUGUUAAUUCCGCCUUAAAUCCUUUUAUUUAUGCAUUCAUGUAUUCUUGGUUCAGAAAAGCUGUGAGGAUUAUUGUAACUGGGGAAAUAUUUCAAAACAAUAGCAGCAGAAAACAGUUAUACUUGUAA
This is a messenger RNA of Rhinichthys klamathensis goyatoka, 999 nucleotides long. It is a transcript of the gene taar1b, whose product is annotated as trace amine associated receptor 1b. Gene Ontology annotation, cellular component: membrane. The coding region runs from base 1 to 999 and encodes 332 amino acids. Gene Ontology annotation, biological process: adenylate cyclase-activating adrenergic receptor signaling pathway. Lineage: Eukaryota; Metazoa; Chordata; Actinopteri; Cypriniformes; Leuciscidae. Gene Ontology annotation, molecular function: trace-amine receptor activity. The transcript has a single exon. The record is from RefSeq and is a predicted model, not a curated record.